AUGGAUGGAAGUGCUGAGAAUGCUAGUACUAGUAUUCAAAUUAAUUUAGUAAUUGAUUAGUAAUGCAAUUCCAUCAGAGUUAAUGAAUAGCAAAAAUAAGUCAUUUAAUAAAUUAAACAUCUUGCUGGACAAGGCUCUCAUAUGUAUGUAACUAUCAAUCUAUUUCAAUUUUUAAUGACUACAAUUGUAGUUUUCACAUUUCACUUAUAUUUUCAUUGCUUCCUUAUUAUUAUUUUAGUACCGGAUAUCUAGAGCUUCCAACAUAAUAAAUAAAUCAAUAUAAAAAGAAAAAGUAAGACCAUUUUCAAAUCAAUCUCAAUUCUAACCCAUAUAUCGAACAUUUAUUUUUUCUUAUUAUUUUUACAUAGUAAGUUUUUACCGCCAAACUCAAUCACUCCACUCAUAUUCACCAAGAAACUGCCACAAGGAGGACAAUAUAGAUUCAAAGGAACUUAACCAUUGUGGGUCAACGCAUUAGAGAGUCUUCUAAGUGUGGUGGUCCAAUUGUAUUAUAAGAGUGAUCAAAAAUUGGCAGAGUUUAUGAAAGAAAAAGGCCUGAUAGAUUCAAAGAAAGAACUCAAGCAGGAAAAGAAACCUGGAAGAAAAAAGAAGAUCCUCGAUAAUGAUUCACCAAAUCAGGAAUAAACCGAGCAAUAGCAACAACAGUCCACUAAUAUCAAUGUUUAUUCUCUGCUUUAAUAAGAUGUCUUAGAUAUCCUUAUAUCUCCAUUAAGAAAUGAUUUUGCAUUUGAAACCUGGACACCUAAAGAAAUCGCUAUAUUUGAAUGCGGACUCUGCAGAUAUGGCAAAUAGUAUGAAUUCUUAUCCCAUCUUAUUAAAACUAAAAAUGCUCAAGACAUCAUCUAAUUUUAUUACUUUUGGAAAUUCACAAGCCAUUAUAAAUUAUGGAAAAUUAAUAAGGCAUAUUAUCAUCGCAGUAACCUAAAUAAUUAUGUUUGA
This is a messenger RNA of Paramecium tetraurelia, 960 nucleotides long. RefSeq lists its product as uncharacterized. The record is from RefSeq and is a predicted model, not a curated record. The transcript has 5 exons. Lineage: Eukaryota; Ciliophora; Oligohymenophorea; Peniculida; Parameciidae.